Messenger RNA from Trichoderma citrinoviride, 867 nucleotides. RefSeq lists its product as hypothetical. The transcript is spliced from 5 exons. Bases 1 to 867 code for a protein of 288 amino acids. Lineage: Eukaryota; Fungi; Ascomycota; Sordariomycetes; Hypocreales; Hypocreaceae. The record is from RefSeq and is a predicted model, not a curated record.
AUGCUCGGGUGCCCUGCCCUGCUGUCCCCUUCACUGCCUUGCCCGCUUGGCAGGCUCUGCUCUGCUUCAGCAUCAGCAAUCGUGCAAAAGAUUUGCAGCAAGCGCGGUUUGACGACGACCAAGCGAACACCACCUUUUGAUCGUAACAAUUGCCCCAAUGAGCAGCAGACAGCCGCGGCGCUCAAGGCGUCCCCCUGCCGAAACGCCAUUGGUGCUGCCGUUCAGCCGCACAGGACCAGCAGAGAAGAGGCUUGGGACUGGUCCCCUGAAGAGGAGACCAAGCUGACCACUAGAGCGCGAAUCACCGCCAUCGUCGACCGAGAGGAGAAAGAGUGCCAAUGCAUGCGGGACAUGGUCAGGAUGCGACCCAGGUCGAUACCCGUCGCUAAAGCACAGCUGCACCUUGCCAGGCACCUGUAUGCUGCCCGUAAGCGGCGCACACGCGUGGCACAGGCGGACUCGUCGACAGAUGCCCAGACGCAGAGCUGCCGACGUACCGAGCAUGGCCUCGAGGAGCUGGAUGCCGAGCUCCAAUGGGGGGUGCAAAUGUCCAGCAGCCCGGAGCUCGACGGGUCGACCCAGAGAGACAACGCCAACGGCUGUGUCGCUUCCACGUAUCAGCUUCAUCAACACCCACCACAAUCAUCGCACGACUUCCCCAUCGCGACAAGCUCCCACCGGCUCCCACCGGCUCCCGGGUGGAAGCACACAAAAGGGUCCCGAAAGCCGGGACGCAGCUCCACCGAGAUCGUCGUCGUUCUUCAUCGGAAUCUGAUGGUGGAGUCUGGUGGACGAGAUCUGUCCGCUUUUGACGUUCGAUACGGCGCGUAUCCGCCCAGGAAACGGGACCAGACUGCUCUUAUCUGA